UUAAAACACAAGUUAGCAUGAGCCGAGAUUCGACGCCAAACGCACAAGACACUCACACAACCCCUUUCUGUUGGAACUUCCGUUUCAUUAGAAGUUUUCAGUUUCUUGGCUGAAAAGUGAAAUCAAAGAAGAAGAAGAACAAUGCAACAAAGAAAAUCACCGUUGGGAAGACCUUCAGGGACCGACGGUUCUGAUUAUUCCUACCGUAUGGUCGUUGAUUCAAGGUAUCAACUUGUUGCAAAGGGGAAGAAACGUCUCUCUGUGUUAUUUACCAUCGAGGCUUUGUUUCUGUUAACAGGAGUGAUAUUUGCAUUUUUACCAGGAACAAAAGAGGAUACACCAAAUAGAGUUGCCAUUUCUUCUGUUAUUGCUAGUGUUGUUUUGCUGAUCAUUGCCGAUAUAGGUAGAAGACGAAGCCGGUCGAGUUUAUUGAGAUUAUAUGCCGUUCUAUCUUCCCUAGCAUUGCUUCUCUUCACUGCUACUCUUGCUAACCGGUAUUCCCUGCUGAAGGUUAUCCAAUAUUUUAGUAAUCGAGGAACAAGCAGUUUUGAUGUCGAUUUUCCUAGUCUUCAAACUGGUUUGUUGGUAUAUAUUCUCACUUUUUCGCUGUUCAAGAUCAGUACCAUCAAAGCAGUUGUAUUCCUUCUUUUUAACAUGACGCCUCCCAAGAAAGCCUCUUAGCCUCAUGGAUUUCCUUUCCCCUGGAUGUGUAUGAAUCUAUCUUCUUUGAGUGAUUGAGGGAAUCUGACUUAAGCUCAUGUGAUUGAGGGACUCUGACUUAAGUUUGUGGAUUUCACUGCAAAUCGUUUUGAAGACAUUUUUUUUUUAAAUGCAAAUUUUUGUUUUUUGUAUUUGAGUUAUCAGCAAAGUCCAGAGCUCCUAUUGAACUGUUACAUCAUAUAAACACAAACUGUUGUUGUAGGCUUGUAUUGAACUAGUGAUGAUAUUUAUUAUGGUAUGUUUGGAUAGAGUUUCGGAGGGGAAAAUUUCUUUUCUCUUUUAAA
Medicago truncatula (barrel medic) is the source of this 1004-nucleotide messenger RNA. RefSeq lists its product as uncharacterized. Gene Ontology annotation, biological process: vesicle-mediated transport; endoplasmic reticulum organization. Gene Ontology annotation, cellular component: endoplasmic reticulum membrane. The coding region runs from base 142 to 681 and encodes 179 amino acids. Lineage: Eukaryota; Viridiplantae; Streptophyta; Magnoliopsida; Fabales; Fabaceae. The transcript is spliced from 6 exons. The record is from RefSeq and is a predicted model, not a curated record.